Molecule: messenger RNA, 1219 nt
Organism: Macadamia integrifolia
Lineage: Eukaryota; Viridiplantae; Streptophyta; Magnoliopsida; Proteales; Proteaceae
Product: oxygen-evolving enhancer protein 1, chloroplastic
Exons: 2
Coding region: 89-1084 (331 amino acids)
Biological process (GO): photosystem II assembly; photosystem II stabilization
Cellular component (GO): photosystem II oxygen evolving complex
Molecular function (GO): oxygen evolving activity
Source: RefSeq, a predicted model, not a curated record
GUCGUCCACAAUCCCUUCUACUCUGAAGAGGAGAUAAAGGGGAGUGAAGAAGGAAUUCAAUCCAAACCCAAUCAAGGUCUCGGAAACAAUGGCAGCCUCUCUCCAAGCAGCGGCUACGCUCAUGCAGCCGACCCAGGUCGGUGCAUCAGCUCGAAAUGGUCUGCACCUCAGAUCCUCACAGGGCAUUUGCAAGGCCUUCGGCUUUGAGCCUUCCACCGCCAGACUGACAUGCUCUCUGCAGACUGACUUCAAAGACCUGACCCAAAAGUGCGUCGAUGCCACCAAGAUUGCUGGUUUUGCCCUCGCCACCUCAGCCCUCCUCGUUUCGGGAGCCGGUGCAGAAGGAGUGCCCAAAAGACUAACCUACGACGAAAUCCAGAGCAAGACAUACAUGGAAGUGAAGGGAACAGGAACCGCGAACCAGUGCCCAACCAUCGAUGGCGGAUCGGAAUCCUUCUCCUUCAAGCCAGGCAAGUACAGUAUGAAGAAAUUAUGCUUGGAGCCAACGUCGUUCACUGUCAAGGCCGAGGGUGUCAGCAAGAACGCCCCACCUGAGUUCCAGAAUACGAAGCUCAUGACCCGUUUGACCUACACAUUGGACGAGAUUGAGGGACCCUUCGAGGUGUCCCCUGAUGGCACCGUCAAGUUCGAGGAGAAAGACGGCAUCGACUACGCCGCCGUUACUGUUCAACUCCCAGGAGGGGAACGUGUGCCUUUCCUCUUCACCAUCAAGGAGCUCGUAGCAUCAGGAAAGCCGGAGAACUUCGGGGGACAGUUCUUGGUGCCGUCUUACAGGGGUUCAUCUUUCUUAGACCCAAAGGGAAGAGGUGGUUCGACUGGUUACGAUAGCGCUGUUGCGUUGCCCGCCGGUGGAAGAGGAGAUGAGGAGGAACUGGUUAAGGAGAACAUUAAGAAUACUAAAUCGUCGACGGGAACGAUUAGUCUGAGUGUCACCAAGACCAAGCCUGAGAGUGGAGAGGUCAUUGGAGUUUUCGAGAGCAUUCAACCUUCUGAUACCGAUUUAGGGGCGAAAACUCCCAAGGAUGUGAAGAUCCAGGGGAUCUGGUAUGCCCAACUCGAGUAGAUUUUCUUUGAAUUGGGAUUUUGUUUUUGUAGAAUUUCCCUCUUUUCCUUUUCCUCGUUGUUGUAAAAUCAACUUUUGUUAAUCGCGCUGGUAACCUCUAUCGUAUGAUACGCUUAUUAUAUCUUUGCCUGUAAA